CCUCCUCCACCUCACAGCUAUAGAUAAGUACACCUCUCCCCUUAGAACAAAAACCAAUUUUUAGCCAAGCAGCAUCAGCCGGCAAAAUUUAUUGCCAAUCAGUUAUAAGUUAUAUGACUUAAGUCAAGCUGUAAUGUGACAGCAAAUAAAGCCAUUCAAAUAUAAGAAAUUAUGUUAGUUCGUAACUGCUUUAUCGUUUCCAUAGGAACAAGCUGGAGAUGUCGGCUUCUUAUCAAUAUUAAGCAUGGUUACUUUUUAUUUACUUUUUUCUUGUUGAAAUAUAUAUUUUUAUAAUGGAAGACUUUACAAAUCCAAAUCUUCAACUUGUGUUGGGAGUAAGAGAAGGAACAAAUUUUGAUAGGGUGCAAAAACCUACAAUUGUCAUUGCCACUCUAAAUGGUACUUGCCUUGAAACUAAAAAGAUUCAGUCAGAUUCGAAUCCACAAUACACAACUGAUUUGAUAUGGGAAACAGAUAGGAAUGCAAUAAGAAAGAUGAGAUCUAAUCAGACUCCUAUAAAAGUAGAAUGUUAUGGGGUCAAUGAAAAUGGAAGUAGAGAAAAACUAGGAUAUAUCUUAUUAAGUGUACGUUGUGCUCAGAUUAUUCAUUACAAUGAAGAUUCAAAGAUCAAAACAAAUUGGCACAAUGUGUUGGGAUUGAGAAAUGAAUUUAAUAAUUGCAAGCCAAAGUUAUUAUUGUUUUUAAUUAUUAAAGAAAAGGAAAUUAAACCUAUUGAUGUAGUACCUCAGGUGAAGAGUGCUCAUCAAUAUAAUUUAAUUCAUUCACAAAUUACACCAGUUUGGUUAAAAGAAGAACAGCUUAUACAGUUAGGUCCAAUUGAAACAUGCCAUGACUUAUUUUUAUUGACUAUUAUUAUUGAAAGUGCAAAUAAUCUUAUUCAAUUAAUACCCAAUGUUAGUGAACUUGAAAAAGACCAUUUUUCAUUUUUUUACAAUAUUUUGGAUACUAUUAUUUCAGUAAAACCAUUCCGAUUAGUAUCUAACAACAUUUAUUUUAAUGAAAAAGAAGUUAUUAAAAUUAGAAGUUCUUAUAGUACACUUAUACAUUACCUGAACACAAAACCAUAUUUUUUUAUAAAACUAAAAAAAGGUAAUAUGAUAAUCGCUCAAUCAGAAAUAGACAUGAAAUCAUUUAUAGCAGUGAACUAUACGGAAGAUUUGAAGCAAUUUCAAAAAAAUAUGCCAUUUACUGCAGAUUAUUGUUGCAUUCUACAGAGCGUGCAUUCAAAAGAUCACAAAUUAUCUACUGAAAACGUCCAAGAUAAUGAUUUUUUACCAAAUCUCAAACUUCAUAUGACUUUGCUUCAAUUUGACAUGAAAGAUGAUUUACCUAAAAAACGGAUUCCUUAUACUCAACACUCUCCUCCAUUACAUAGAUCAAAAAGUGACGUUUCAAUACUAAAUCAAACCAAUGGUAUUGAACAAAUCAGUUAUUCAAACACACAGAUGAGAACUACAUCUGAUCAUCUUAUUUUAGAUAAUAUAAAAACCUUGAAUAAUAGGGUACCUCGAUCUCGAAUCGAAAAAGAAAUUAUUUUUUCACACAAAAAUACUCAAACUACUAAUAAUGACUCAAACAGUGAUUCUGAAAAACAUUGCCAAAUUGUAAACUUGCAUAAAAGAUAUUCUCUUAAUAUUGAUUUGAAAGAAAUAAAAUUUAUUCAUGAUAGACCAGAUAUAGAAAGGAUCGAAUUUAGAUUUUAUGAUGAUGCAGGUGAUCUCAUUUCUACAACCUGCAAAAAUGUAUCUAUAAUACCAGAAGAAAUAAUAACAUUACAAGAUGUCAAAUGUAAAUUCUAUUUCAUGUCUGCUUCUAAUGAAAUUGAAGGGCUAAUGAAAACAUUUACGCCAAAAAUUUGUAUUUCUGAUGUAACCACUAGUGAAAAAAAGUGCAUUGCUCAAAUUUCUUUAGAUAUACAUAAAUUUAUCUGUGAUAGAAUGGAAGACUCUGAACAAAUUGUUCCAUUAAUUGAAUGUCAUAAUAAUAAAGUUGUUGGAUGCGUGAAAAUAAAUGUUUCAAUCCAAGAUCAUACUGCUUUAGUAUUGCAUAAACUGAAAGAGGGAAUUUCAGGAAUAACAUUAGAUAACGGUUUAGCGUAUAAAAUUGUUGAGGAACUUGAAACAUGGAAAGAUAGACAGAAAGAAAUAUUUAAAGAUGAGUUACGAAAAAAAGAAGAAGCCUAUUUAAACUUGUUGAAUGAGAAGUGGCAACAACGCAGAAAAUGUUUAGAAACAAAAUUUGGGUCUAGUAUAGAACAAUGUAAAAUACUUUCCAAUAAGUUAAAUAUGACCAUAGAAAAUUUGAGAGUACGAAAAAUUCAAAGUCUUGAAAAGGAAACGAAGUUAAUUCAAGCAAAUGAUGAAUUGUAUUGGAAAUACGACCGUAAAGUGAACCAAUUACAAGAUGCUUUGCAGAAGAUGCAAGGAGAAUUCUCAACAAAAUUGAUCAGUUUGGAAGAAGAAAAUAAAAAUCUCAUAUCACAAGUUAAAUUAUUAACUGAACAAAAAUGCGAACUCGAGAAAAUUAAAGCUGAACAAGCUCAAAAAUUGUCCAUUCAAAAUAAAAUUUCUUUAACAGAAGACCAGACUACUUCUAUCUUUCACCAAUUGAAAAAUCUUGAAGAACAACUGGAUAGCGCUCAGAAGAGUAAAUCCUUCUUCAAAGAACAAUGGAGCAAAGCUGUAAAAGAAAUUCACAGAACAAAAAUGGAAAAUCAGCAAGCGCUCGAAACUCAAAUUAAAAGUGAUAAAGAAGACUUAAAUAAUCUAGAUUUGGAAGAAAUAUUAGAUGCCGAUACCGCUGCAUUAACGUGUGAUCAAAUUGCUUUGAGUCAAAUUCAACGUGAAAUCGAUAUUAUAAAUCCAGAUUCUGCCAUGCAAUAUUGCUCAAGAAAAGCUGACAGACAGUUAUUCGUUCCACAAUCUGAUUUAUUUAUUCCUAUAGAUAAAAAUUUAGUUCAUUCCAGCACGUCUGCAACUUCUAGUUCUAGUGAUAGAAAAUUAAACAUGUUGAUAGAAGAACGUGAUUCGCUUUUGAAAACCGGUAAUUAUUCAAGUAACGACAGCCUUAUUAUCAAACUAAACACUGAAAUCAGAUCAAUAUUAAUGAAUAGUUGAUAUUCAAGUUACUGUUUCGAAAAUUAUCAUGACUGAACUUCAUUUUACGAAAUCUUCUAAGUGUAGGUUGUUAGUUCACUCGUUAAGCUAAUUGUGAUUGUGUACAUAAAUUUGUGUUUUGAAAUUUACUCGAAAUAAUUAUAACAUUGAACAGCAACAAAGAUAAAUGUUAUCAAUAAUUCUUAUAAAA
Molecule: messenger RNA, 3327 nt
Organism: Phymastichus coffea
Lineage: Eukaryota; Metazoa; Arthropoda; Insecta; Hymenoptera; Eulophidae
Gene: rha
Product: centrosomal protein of 120 kDa
Exons: 12
Coding region: 294-3137 (947 amino acids)
Biological process (GO): centrosome cycle; positive regulation of centriole elongation; interkinetic nuclear migration
Cellular component (GO): centrosome; centriole
Source: RefSeq, a predicted model, not a curated record